Messenger RNA from Neltuma alba, 1868 nucleotides. Its product is annotated as probable flavin-containing monooxygenase 1. NCBI's taxonomy places the organism in Eukaryota, Viridiplantae, Streptophyta, Magnoliopsida, Fabales, Fabaceae. The record is from RefSeq and is a predicted model, not a curated record. The transcript is spliced from 5 exons. Bases 63 to 1616 code for a protein of 517 amino acids. Gene Ontology annotation, molecular function: NADP binding; flavin adenine dinucleotide binding; N,N-dimethylaniline monooxygenase activity.
UUGGGUUAUAUAUAUAUGUAGAGGGAAAGUGGAGAAGGGAGGCACAGAAGAAGAGAUUGAGGAUGGAGAGGAGGCAGGUGGGCAUCGUGGGUGCAGGAAUCAGUGGCCUGCUGGCGUGCAAAUACAUGCUGCAGAAGGGCUUCCAUCCCAUAGUGUUUGAAGCCAAGAGCUGCAUAGGAGGUGUGUGGUCCAAAACCAUCGCCACCACCAAGCUCCAAACUCCCAAACCCCUCUAUCAGUUCUCUGAUUUCCCAUGGCCUUCUUCCGUCCUCCAUGAUUUCCCCGACCAACAUCAGGUCCUCCAUUACAUCACCGCUUACGCCUGCCACUUUGACCUCCUUAACCACGUCAAAUUCAACACACUUGUCCAACGCCUUCACUACCAAGGCCCUCCCGAGGAAGAGAUGAGAGCAUGGCACCUCUGGGGUGGCACAGGCCAGCCUUUCGGCUCCAAAGGAAAAUGGAAAGUUUCAGUCAAGAACACCCUCAAUGAUUUGACUGAGGAAUACGUCGUGGAUUUUGUAAUCCUGUGCGUCGGAAGAUUCAGUGAUGUUCCAAACAUUCCAGAGUUCCCUCCAAACAAAGGCCCAGACGUGUUCCGCGGGACGGUGAUACACUCCAAGGACUACGCCUCUAUGGAUAAUCAGAUUGCAUCUGACUAUGUCAAAGGGAAGCAAGUCACCGUUGUUGGAUUCCAGAAGUCUGCUUUAGACAUCGCAAUGGAGUGCCAAGCAGUAAACGGGAAGAGACAUCCGUGUAGAGUUUUAUACAGGAAUGAGCAUUGGAACAUUCCGGAUUAUCUUCCUUGGGGACUCCCUCUUGCCUAUCUGUACCUUACUCGUUUCUCAGAACUUCUAGUUCACAAGCCCGGUGAAAGCUUCCUACUUAGCCUCAUUGCUACUAUUCUUUCGCCCCUGAGAUGGAUGUCCUCAAAAUUCGUUGAAACCCAUGUUGCAAGGAAGCUUGGACUGCGUAAAUUUGGAAUGGUACCCCGUCAUAGCUUUCAUCAAGAGAUAAACUCUUGCUUGAUCUCAUCCGUGCCUGAGAAAUUCUAUGAAAAGGUGGAAGAGGGAAGUAUCGUGUUAAAGAAAGCUCCGGGCUUUAGCUUCUGCGAAGAGGGAAUUCUGAUUGAUGGGGAAGCCACACAUCUAAAGACAGAUUUGGUAAUAUUAGCAACAGGGUUUAGUGGUGACAAGAAACUUAAAGAUAUCUUCGCUUCUCCCACUUUCCAGGACCUUAUAGGAGGCUCCCCAAAUGCAACAGUUCCUCUCUAUAGAGAAUGCAUACAUCCAGAGAUACCACAACUUGCGGUGAUCGGGUUCUCAGAAAGCGUUUCGAACUUGUAUACAUCGGAGAUGAGAUGCCGGUGGCUAGCGGAGCUUCUGGACGGGACGUUCCAAGUGCCAAGCAUAGAGGAGAUGAAGAAAGAAGUGAAGAGAUGGGAAGAGUACAUGAAGGAAUACUCGGGGCAGUACUACAGGAGGUCCUGCAUAGGGGCCUUGCAUAUAUGGUACAACGACCAACUCUGCAAGGACAUGGGUUGGAACCCCAGAAGAAAGAAGGGAUUCAUGGCUGAACUGUUUGAGCCUUAUGGCCCUUUGGAUUAUUCUUCCUGAUUUCCUUCACUACAUUUACCUGCUUCGAAUAAAAAGGAAGACUUAUCAUUGCUCUACUCUUUUCAAAGGCCUGCAUCUCUAUCCUCACUCUCCCCUUCCAUCAUUUGUAACUCUUUCUAGUUUUACAUUUUAAGAAUAAUUCGCUAUAAAGCUGGCAUUGAAUCGUUCCUAUUCAAUCUUCUUUAUCUUUUUUUUUUUUUUGGGUAUUUUGAGCUCAUGAUAAAUGUUCUUUCAAGUUUUUCAAGCGUUUAA